GGGGCGAGCGCAGCAGCAGCGGGAGGAGGAGAGGAGAUUCUGCCUUCAACCUCUAAACACCCCAACAGAUCGGGGGGAGGGAGGCGAACGAGAGAGAAAAAGAGAAGCGCGGAAGGUUGCUGCUCGCCUCCUGGGCGGAGAUACACACACGCACACACACACACACACUCACACACACGCGCGCACACACACACACAUACACACAUACACACACCAGCACUCGCACGCACACACCACCUCAGCACCCAGAUAGAGGGGGAGCGGGAAAGCGGCAGCGGAGGAGGAGGAAGGAUGCAAGGGAAGAAACCGAGCGGCUCUUCGGGCGGCGGUGGCAACGGGGGCAGGAGCGGCGAGCUGCAGGGAGAUGAGGCUCAGAGGAACAAGAAGAAGAAAAAGAAGGUGUCUUGCUUCUCCAACAUCAAGAUCUUCCUGGUGUCCGAAUGCGCCCUGAUGCUGGCGCAGGGCACGGUGGGCGCUUACCUGGUCAGUGUCUUAACUACCCUAGAACGGAGAUUUAACUUGCAGAGUGCUGAUGUUGGUGUAAUUGCUAGCAGCUUUGAGAUUGGAAAUUUGGCCCUCAUCCUUUUUGUGAGCUACUUCGGAGCCAGGGGACACCGGCCACGUUUAAUAGGCUGUGGUGGAAUCGUCAUGGCUUUAGGAGCUCUGCUUUCUGCACUGCCUGAAUUCUUGACCCAUCAAUAUAAGUACGAGGCUGGGGAGAUCAGAUGGGGAGCCAAAGGACGGGACGUGUGUGCUGCCAAUGGGUCCACCAGCAACAAGAGACCAGAUCUGGAGCUAAUCUGCAGGAAUAGGACUUCCACCAACAUGAUGUACUUGCUUCUCAUUGGUGCACAGGUCCUUCUGGGGAUUGGUGCUACCCCUGUGCAACCUUUGGGAGUCUCCUACAUCGAUGACCAUGUGAGAAGGAAAGAUUCUUCCCUGUAUAUAGGGAUCCUUUUCACAAUGUUGGUGUUUGGACCAGCCUGCGGAUUCAUCCUGGGUUCCUUCUGUACCAAAAUUUAUGUGGAUGCUGUCUUUAUUGAUACAAGUGUCCUGGAGAUCACCCCAGAUGACCCCCGCUGGAUCGGUGCCUGGUGGGUAGGCUUCCUGCUCUGUGGUGCCUUACUCUUCUUCUCCUCUCUCUUGAUGUUUGGGUUUCCACAGUCCCUGUCCCCUCACCCAGAUCCCACAGUGGAGAGCGAGCAAGCCAUGCUCCCUGAAAGAGACUACGAAAGACCCAAGCCCAGCAAUGGGGUCCUGAGGUAUCCACUGGAGGUGGACAACAGCACCUCCUGUUUUCAGCAGCUAAGAGUGAUUCCUAAAGUGACAAAGCAUCUAUUGUCUAACCCCGUGUUCACCUGCAUCGUCCUAGCAGCUUGUAUGGAGAUUGCAGUGGUAGCUGGCUUUGCUGCUUUCCUGGGAAAGUACUUGGAACAACAGUUCAACCUCACAACUUCAUCAGCCAACCAGCUGCUGGGGAUGACUGCUAUUCCAUGUGCAUGUCUGGGUAUAUUCCUAGGAGGUCUUCUUGUAAAGAAGCUAAGCCUGUCUGCUCUGGGAGCCAUUCGGAUGGCCAUGCUAGUUAACUUGGUGUCUACAGCUUGUUAUGUUUCCUUCCUUUUCCUGGGGUGUGACACAGGUCCUGUGGCUGGGGUUACUGUUCCCUAUGGAAACGACUCAGCACUUGGUGUAGCCUUGGAUCCUUAUUCUCCUUGCAAUAAUAACUGUGAAUGCCAAACCGACUCUUUCACUCCAGUCUGUGGGGCAGAUGGGAUCACUUACCUAUCUGCUUGUUUUGCUGGAUGCAACAGCACGAAUCUCACUGGCUGUGCCUGUCUCACAUCUGUCCCUUCUGAAAAUGCAACAGUAGUUCCUGGAAAAUGCCCCAGCCCUGGUUGCCAAGAGGCCUUCCUUACAUUCCUCUGUGUGAUGUGUGUCUGCAGCAUGAUAGGAGCAAUGGCUCAGACUCCAUCUGUGAUCAUUCUCAUCAGGACAGUCAGCCCUGAACUCAAGUCUUAUGCUUUGGGGGUUCUAUUCCUACUCCUUCGUUUGCUGGGCUUCAUCCCUCCUCCGCUGAUCUUCGGGGCAGGCAUUGACUCCACCUGCCUGUUCUGGAGUACCUUCUGUGGUGAGCAGGGUGCCUGUGCCCUCUAUGACAACGUGGUGUACAGAUACCUGUACGUCAGCAUCGCAAUUGCCCUCAAGUCUUUCGCGUUCAUCCUUUACACCACAACGUGGCAGUGCCUGAGGAAAAACUAUAAACGAUACAUCAAAAACCACGAGGGUGGGCUCAGCACGAGUGAGUUCUUUGCCUCUACUCUGACCCUAGACAAUCUAGGGAGGGACCCUGUGGCCCCAAACCAGUCACAUAGGACAAAAUUUAUCUAUAACCUGGAAGAUCACGAGUGGUGUGAAAAUAUGGAAUCUGUUUUAUAGUGACUAAGGAAGGACAAACUAUAUUAGUAAUCAAAGGGUCCUUUUUCUUAAAAAAAUUUAAAAUAAAGUUUUAAAAAAUGGAAACAUACACACACAACAACAACCACCAUUUUUGUCCUUUUCUCAAAAUCAUAGCCAGACAGGAAUCAGAAUAAUGAGAUAUAUGGGAUCAUGCAUUUGACAUUCUUCGGGAGCAAGGCAGGAAAUGCCAUCAGGUGUUGGUGGCAAUCCUUUGAAGGUUCAAAUGUGGUUUCUAGAAAUGCCAUCAGCUCCAAGCAACAGGGAAUGAUGGUGGUGGCCAGUUCAGCAAAUGGACAUUUUUGGACAUAAAAAUCUAUCAUCCUAUUAAAAAAAAAAAAAAAAGAGUUGACAAUAUUUCCAGGAUAAGCACUAGUGACACUCUUUGCCCCCUCCUCCUUCAAUACAGGCAGGGAGGGAGCAAGAGAAGAGGGGGUGGGAAGAUCUGCUCCCCUCUAACCUUCGCAAUAUGGGUCACUGUGUAGACAAUUCACCUAGUCUGCAUGUUGUUCCAGGCCUCAGAGUUCUCUCAGUGAUGUGAUUGGGUGAUCCGUGCUGGAGUCAAUAAAUGACAUCCCUCACCAGCCGUAUUUUCCAUGUUCGAAAGGUAGAAAACUGAGAGAGUGAGGGGGGAGUGGAGCAUGUAUGUGGGGGGGAUCUAGGGCUCAUCCUUCCCUCAUCUACGUAUCCAGAAGGUGAGAAGUAUCCACCUCCCCCCAAGUCUCACAGACCUCAGGAUGUGCUGGGCCUUACCUGUGGCUAUGACUGGCUGAGCUCAGAGCCACGGAGACCCACAUUUAGUAUAAGUCAUUUGCUUACAUUUGCCAAACAUUUUGCCAUUUUUAAAUGGGUAUGGAUUUCAAACGGUUGUAUGUAUAAUCUAUAAUACUAUUUUUAACUAUUUCCAAAAUCUAUGUUAACCUUUCAGUCACUAACAGAAUUCUAUAAGAGAACUUUAUUAUAUGCUGGUUGCUUUACUUUUUUUUCUUUUUAAUGCACCAAAAAUAUAAUGUGAUUCAAGGGAUGCAAUUAAUCUAUUGUAAUUUUUAUCCUUUUAUCUUCAUUCUGAUACACUACAAAGCCAGUAAGAAAAUACAUAUUACCAAAAAAAAAAAAUCUUCAGAGAGAAUGGAUGCAGUCUCUCUUUUUAAAAAGAACCAUAAUUGGGACAACAGGGGAGAAGGUAAUGAAAUGCAAACUUGCCUUUUCUCUUUAAUCUCCAUGCUCACUGUCAUGAAGAAGCCCCCUUUAUAUUCAGAACUACAUUUUAAAAGUAUUAUUUACAGACUGUAGAAGCUCACUUAGGUGGUGUUUGUGGGUAUCUUUAUAUACAUGUGUAUAUAACAUUUUUAAUGAAAGGAAAUGGAAAAUGAAAAAUAAAUCUUAGGCUAUUAUUCACAAGCACAAGCUGUUGAAGAGCCAGGGGUGCCCCAGUUUAAUGAAUCUUCCCACAAAAUACUGAAAGCUAUCCCCUUUCCAAUGGAUUAAAAUGUCAACAGUGUGUUCAAGGAUGGUCUCCAAUUUAAGAGGCCUUUGUCCAUAUAUUUUGAAAGUGACUGAACUUCAGAUAGUUAAAAAGGGACAUUCUCAUUGUUUGGAAUAAGAAUCCACUGAAAAACCUCUUGCUGGCACAAGACUAAUCUUUUGUGGGCAAGCCUGUGGGAGAGAGACAUUGGGCAUGCACAUGUGUGCGCACAGAUACACACACACACACACACACACACACACAGCAAGUGGGUCUAUUAAUCUUCUCUCCAUACUUGUUUGAUGACCUGGUUUCAAAUAUGACAUUCCUAUGAAGUUGGCCCAGAGCUGUCCCCAAGGGAUUAUUUUACCUCACUUAUGAAUUCAUAAAUCACACUCGGGGUUGAACAGCAAGGAAAAGAAAAUCCUAAAGGAAAAGAACACUGUGCCAAAUACCUAACCACCACAGUAAAUGAGGAGAUUUGGUUCCAAGUACAGAACCAUAGAAAAUCAUCGAGAAAAGAGAAUUAUGUGGAUAGUAUUGUGAUCGGUUGCCUGGGAGAUGUGGCUUUUUGAAAAAUAGUUCUUGAAUCUAUUUAAUUUUGGAAUAGCUUCACCAAUUAAAAUAUACAUAUUCAUUCAUCAUUACCUAAUUGAUAGGGGUGAUAAUUCUACAGCCAAUCUAAAAAUAUAUAUAGUUACUAGCUCUGAUGUUUUUCUAUACAGAGUGGCAGUUUGUUUUGUUUUAUUUUUUCAUUUUGAAAACAUAUUAUUGGUAGAUCACUGACUGACUUGCGCAUUGUUCUAUGCUUGGGCAAAAUCAUCAAAGCCCAAAUAUUUAGCCUUUUUGGAUGCUGUUUAUUUAUUUUUCAAAACCUGUAAAAAAAAUUUAUUUUUGGACUUUUUCCCAAAGAUUCUCAAAUGUAUGAGAAUAUCAAUGAUUAAUAGUACUAAACAAACAGAAAGCUGCUCAAGGACUGUGUUUAUCAGUCAUUGAAUGAACAAUCAAAAGUUUCAUUUUAAAAAGAGGCUCCAGAAAUGUCAUCUUUUCAGAAUUAAAUUCUGACACUUAGUGAAGGGAAAAGACAGCCCUUUUCUGUUUUUGUUUUUUUUUGUUGUUGUUUUUUGUUCACUUAGGGGAAACACUGAUACAUUUAGUGACUAUAACCAACUCUUUGUUUGUAAUUUAUAUUAAUGUCUGAAUUUAGAAAAGGAUGCUUCUAAUCUGAUUUCCAAUGUUCUUUACAGUCAUUACGAUGGAAGAGAAAAAGAUGGAGACAAAUCCUCCUUGAAAUGGAAUGAUCACAGUUCUUUGUCUUCUUUUCUUAGAACCUCAUCUGCUAUUUGGCAGGUUAAGUCACUUAACUACAAAAUGUCUGGGGGCAGAUAAUUCACCUUUUCCCUGUUGAAAUUUUGAUAGGCUUUUAAUGCUACAUAAAGAAUAUCUAUUUGCCAUUGUUUAAUGUACUAUCAUCCAGAAAAGUAUGCCCUUUUAGAAAUCAUUCACAAAAUAUUGGAAAAUAAUCUUAUCUUAGAAUUCUUUUUUCCCCUGGAGAAAGGAGGAUUCCUUUACCUUUAGUUCCUCCAAAUCAGUGAAAAUCCAAAGCCUUAUCACUUUCUUCACCCUUUCAAAAAAGCAGGAUGAUAUUGCAUGCUAAGGAGCUUGCCACUCUAAAGGGCUUGAAGAAAACUCAGAAAGGAGUUAAUUAAAAAAAAAAAAAAAAAGGAAA
Messenger RNA from Sarcophilus harrisii (Tasmanian devil), 5648 nucleotides. It is a transcript of the gene SLCO3A1, whose product is annotated as solute carrier organic anion transporter family member 3A1. The transcript is spliced from 10 exons. Gene Ontology annotation, molecular function: protein binding. Gene Ontology annotation, biological process: sodium-independent organic anion transport; transmembrane transport; prostaglandin transport. Lineage: Eukaryota; Metazoa; Chordata; Mammalia; Dasyuromorphia; Dasyuridae. The record is from RefSeq and is a predicted model, not a curated record. Bases 292 to 2436 code for a protein of 714 amino acids. Gene Ontology annotation, cellular component: membrane.